AUGCAUUUGAACAUCACUAAGACCCUUGCUAUCGCCCUGGCGGCAGGUACCACGCUCGUUGAAUGUACCGCAGUGGCUGAAACAAUUGCGGUGGAGAAGAGACAUUCUGGCAGUUUUGCUGCAAUCGCCCGUCGCAUGGUGCACGCCCUGGAUACCAGAUCUCCCAGUGAUAUUUUUGUGCGUGAGCCCGCACCUGAGCCACAUCAUCAAGGCAUGACUGGCAAUGCCAACGGUGGAGCGAACGGCGGAGCCAACGGGAACGGCGGCGCCAGUGCUGCUGGUGCUCAGGAUACGAACAACGCUGCUGGAGCAGGGAACGGAGCAAAAGCUGCCAAUGGCGCCAACGGUGCAGCAAAUGGCGGGAGCAACGCCGCCGGCGGAGCAGGUGGCGCAAACCUGUGCGCUCGCCAUCACCAAGGCAUGACUGGUGCUGCUAACGCCGGCAACGGUGGCAAUAACGCAAACACGGCGGCAAACAAGGCAACUGGCGGCAACGCGGCUUGCGACAACGCAGGGGGAGCAGCUGGCGGCAACGCUGGCGGCAACGGCAAUGCUGGAGGCAAUGGGAACGCAGCUGGUAAUGCCAAUGCAGGGGCCGCAAAUAACACUGGAGCCAGUGCCAACUCCAGCACGGCCAACGCCGCUAGUGCUAACAACAACGCCGCUGGUGGCGCUACUGGUGGCUCUGCCAACAAUGCUGGAGCGAAGGCGGGUGGAAAUGGCGGUGCGGCGACCAAUGGUGCCGCUAGCGCUAACAGCGGCUCUGGGAACAGCGCCGGAGCAAAAUCGAACGCCAGCGGUGGUGCGGCGAACAACGGUGCGGCGAACGCCAACGCCAACGCCAAUGCUAAUGGAAAUGGGGGUGCAAGCUCAGCUGAGAGCGCCGGAACUGCGUGCAAACGCCACCAUCAGGGCAUGACGAACAACGCCUGUAAUUAG
Molecule: messenger RNA, 939 nt
Organism: Cyphellophora europaea CBS 101466
Lineage: Eukaryota; Fungi; Ascomycota; Eurotiomycetes; Chaetothyriales; Cyphellophoraceae
Exons: 1
Coding region: 1-939 (312 amino acids)
Source: RefSeq, a predicted model, not a curated record